AAAAAGAAGAAAAAAAUAAGAAAAGAAAAGAAAAGAAAAAAAAGAUAUUCGCAACGCCGCAUUACAGGCUACCAGUGGAACGGCAACGCCCGAUGCUGCGAAGGUGUCCAUAGUUUAACGCAAGGUCUCGUUACUCCAAGUCCGGCGGCAACACAACAACAGAGAGCAGCAAGAAAAUUCAAAGCUCACUCCAAGAUCCAAUCCCUGUGUUUUUCUCCACCAAUUCGCCAUGGAGAAGAAGCAGCUGAAAGAAAUGUCCGUUCAAGAGUAUCUUGACAAGUUCAUGCUCUCCCGGAAGAUCGAGGAAGCGGUCAAUGCUGCUGUUAGGGCGAAAACUCCCGAUCCCGUUCUCUUCAUCUCGAAUCAUAUGAAGAAAGCAAUUCCUUCAGUGAUUACAAAAAUUAAAGCCCGGCAGAUCCUCGAUAGCAGAGGAAUUCCGACUGUUGAAGUUGAUUUAUACACCAAUAAAGGAGUGUUCCACGCUUCCGUGCCCAGUGGCGAUCCGGCUGGCAUGUACGAGGCUGUAGAGCUACGCGAUGGAGACAAGGGGACAUAUCUUGGAAAUAGUGUUACUAAAGCAGUCAAAAAUAUCAACGAGAAGAUAUCGGAAGCAUUGAUUGGUAGGGACCCUACGCAACAAUAUGAAAUUGACCAGGCCAUGAAAGAUUUGGAUACGACAGAAAAGAAGGGUGAACUUGGAGCAAAUGCUAUACUUGCCGUGUCAAUUGCUGUAUGCAGAGCUGGUGCUGCUGAAAAGGAGGUUCCACUCUAUAAGCAUAUUGCAGACCUUGCUGGCAAAACAAACUUGAUACUUCCUGUCCCAGCCUUCACUGUACUUAGUGGAGGAAAACAUGCUGGCAAUAAUCUGGCCAUUCAGGAAAUCAUGAUUCUUCCAAUUGGAGCUUGCAAGUUUGAAGAGGCACUAAAAAUGGGCUCUGAAACUUUCCAUCACUUAAAGGUUGUAAUUACUGAAAAGCAUGGUGCCCAUGGAUGUAAUUUUGGUGAAGAUGGUGGAUUUGCCCCAAAUAUAUCCAGUUUUAAAGAAGCCCUGGAUCUUGUAGAAGAGGCUAUUGGCAGAGCAGGGUAUAACGAGAGAAUCAAGAUAGCAAUAGAUGUUGCUGCUACUAAUUUCUGCAUGGGUACCAAAUAUGAUCUUGACUUCAAAGCUCCAAACAAGUCGGUUCAAAAUUUCAAGUCAGGAAAGGAUAUGAUAGAUAUGUACAAAGAGCUAUGUGCUGACUAUCCGAUUGUAUCAAUUGAAGAUCCAUUUGACCGGGAGGACUGGGAUCACACCAAACAUUUUUCUAGCCUUGGAAUUUGUCAGGUAGUGGGAGGUGACUUGUUAAUGUCGAACAAAAAGCGAAUGGAGAGAGCAAUUGAUGAGUUCACUUGUAAUGCCCUCCUCCUCAAGGUAAACCAGAUUGGUACGGUGACAGAAGCCAUUGAAGUCGUGAAGGUUGCCAAGGAUGCUCAAUGGGCAGUUGUGGCAUCUCAUAGAUGUGGAGAAACAGACGAUACAUUCCUAGCCGAUUUAUCUGUUGGACUUUCCACAUGUCAGAUCAAAGCAGGCGCACCGUGUAGAGGAGAACGGCUAGCCAAAUAUAAUCAGUUGCUCCGUAUUGAAGAAGAGCUUGGAGAUCAAGGAAUUUAUGCUGGUGAAGAUUGGAGGGCAGCGUGCUGAUUUUUUGUUUGUUUUAUACCUCAAUUUUUCUGAACUCCAUACGAUUUCUUUCCCAUGCCUUGACAACACGGUACGACUCCGACCACAGUGCUGUUUCUUUUAUUUUCUCUACUUGUUUCAUCAGGCUAGAAACAUUAGAACAAUAGGGGAUACUAAAUAUUUUGUGUGUGUGUGUGUGUUUAUUGUUUUCCUAACUUUAACCAGCAAGUUUUGUGAUUUGGAGAGGAAGUUAGCUGUGAAAUACCAAGCAUUCUGGAGUAUGAGGUUUAUAUCUAUAAGUUUCUAAGCAGCUGUUUAGUCAUACUUUCAGAUAAUUGGUUCUUUAAAACAUAGUUUUUAACUUUUCUUUUUCAAUAACUAAAAUUUAUUUUUCUGCUUGAUAAACUAUCGAGCUGUUUA
This is a messenger RNA of Benincasa hispida (wax gourd), 2080 nucleotides long. Its product is annotated as cytosolic enolase 3. The record is from RefSeq and is a predicted model, not a curated record. Lineage: Eukaryota; Viridiplantae; Streptophyta; Magnoliopsida; Cucurbitales; Cucurbitaceae. Gene Ontology annotation, molecular function: phosphopyruvate hydratase activity; magnesium ion binding. Gene Ontology annotation, cellular component: phosphopyruvate hydratase complex. Gene Ontology annotation, biological process: glycolytic process.